Messenger RNA from Anolis sagrei ordinatus, 4645 nucleotides. RefSeq names its product small VCP interacting protein (gene SVIP). Lineage: Eukaryota; Metazoa; Chordata; Lepidosauria; Squamata; Anolidae. Gene Ontology annotation, cellular component: endoplasmic reticulum membrane. The record is from RefSeq and is a predicted model, not a curated record. Gene Ontology annotation, biological process: positive regulation of autophagy; negative regulation of retrograde protein transport, ER to cytosol; negative regulation of VCP-NPL4-UFD1 AAA ATPase complex assembly.
AAGGGAGACGCGGCGGUCAAAGGGCGGCAAGGCGGGGCGUGGUCUUGCUGCUUUGGCCGCCUCCAAAGACCGGGAGAGGCCGCCUGGAGUCCCGGGAUGGGGCUCUGCUUGCCCUGCCUGGGCGGAGCGGCCGACAACGUGGUGGAGACGCCAGACCCCGAAAUGAGAAGAAGACAACUUGCGGAAGCUGCAGAAAAAAGACAAAUGGAGGCUGCUUCUCGAGGUAUUAAAAAUCCAUCUUCAGUUGAGCAAAAGAAGAAGAAACAGGAGGAAAUGGAGAGGCGUCUUGAAUCCACGGGCCCUGGACCAGAAGGAGGCGGACUAAGAUGGCAAGUUGGAUAAGUUGAAUCACUACACAUUUUCUGAAGAGAAAGAAUGAAUGUCUUACUGCCAAUACCUUGCCAAGUUCCUGCAGUUGAGUGACACUUGUUUGUUUUUGUCGUCUUGCUGUUGUUUGCCUCUGAAGACGCAGCAGUAACUUUGCCACUGUAGCAAGGCAAAUGAAAGAUGUGCACUAAGGAUACUUUCAAACCAAAACCUUACACUGUUCAGCUGGGAUGGCCAAAACCAGGCACUUACUAGUUAUGCUGCCAUAUUGUAUAACUUUGCAUGUCUUAACUUCUUGAGGGGGUCAGAAUGUAGACGAGAUGAGGCAGAUAUAUGAAAUGUUCUAACCCUGAUUGUUAUGGGAAAUUCUUCUGCUUUUACAAAUGGCCUUAGAUAUGUAAGUUGUCCACCUUCCCUCCUGGUGCCAAGCCCUAAUCUGGGGUUCCCCUGCUCUGGGCUACAGCUAGCAGUGUUGUCAGCAAGUAAGGGUUUUGGUUUUUGAGGGUUGAAGCUUUUUGUGCCUUCUGGGGGGUUGAAUUCACAUAUUUAAUGAAAAUGUUGCCAUGUCCUCCUGAUUAAACCUUGUAAAUGCUCUUUCUGUGUGUGGGGAUGUAGAAAUACAGGGAAAGAUGGACCGUUAAUUUUUUUAACAGAACAUACUUCUGCUUUUACCACAUUGGGUAUACAUUUGGUAAGGAAGUGCCAUACUAAGGAAGGAACCUAUGGUGACAUUUCUGUAUUUAUGAAAAGGUCAAUGUAAGCUUACUCUUAAACAUUCUGCAAAUUAGACUUCUGAAAUUCUUCAAAUGUAAACAAAUGCUUUAAAACAUUAAUAUUCAUGUAUACUUAAGUUCUGAUAAAUAUAUUUAUGUGAUUUAUCUCCCAGAUUUUUCUUAUUUAGGAUAUUUGAUGGCUACUCACCUAACAACAGCUCAUUCUGUCUUUUUCCUCUCUGAUUUUCCCCUUUUUGAUUUUCUGAACAUGGCCAUAUAGCCCGAAAAACCUACAAGAGCCCAGUUUCCCCUUUUUGUUCUUUGAUUCUCUCUUCUUUCUCUGAAUGUGUGGUAUAUGUAUGUACAUAUCCAUCAUUGGAUAUUUUGGAAGUGUCUCACUUCAUGUAUUGGCUACCAGUACAUUUGAGAAUGGAGAUUAAUUGGUUGACCUUAACUGUAACCAUCCACAAUAGAAUGGACACCCGGUUGAACAGAAUCCUUCACCAAUCCUUGAGCCUCCUUUGCUACUCAAGUUUGAUCCAAAACAUUGAGUGACCCUUUGGAACAUAUUUGAAAGGGAAAUUCCUACUGUACAGGAGUUCAUGAAAUAUUAGAUUAAUAUUCCCAGACAGAUUUAGGGACUGGAAACAUAAGACAGCCUCUUAGAGAUGAUCAGAGAAUGAAAUCAACUGGUAGUGGAAGAAGUGAAGCUUUUUACCAUUACUUUUUCUACUAAAAAAUAAAUCUGGCAGUUUCUUAUUUGUCCCCAAGGUGGCACACUUUCUCUUUUAAAAAAUGGCUUUAGGAAUAGAUGUAAAACAAGCCAAGUAGUAUGGCAGUUCUGCUCUGUCUGGCUUAAACGCAAACUUGCUUUUUUCUUUUUUUGUAUUUGCACACAAUAUGCCUAAUGAAUUUACUGUUAUUUAAACUUUUGAUCCCCCUCCACUAUAAUCCCAAAGCAUUGUAACAGGCAGCAGACACUUUUUUCCAUUAAAAUUAAAAUUCGGAUUGGAUUAAAACAGGUUAAAGCAGUGGUUAUCAAUCUGUGGGCCCCCAGAUGUUUUGGCCUUCAUCUCCCAGAAAUCCUAGCAGCUGGUAAACUGGCUGGGAUUUCUGGCAGUUGUAGGCCAAAACACCUGGGGACCCGCUGGCUUAACAGGUCCCAGGUUUUUGCUGUGUUAACCUUCUAAAUGCCUCCCCCCCCCCAAAAAAAAAUUCUAAGCAGCAAAACUUUGGUAUUGUGUUCUUUCCUUGAAAUGGCCACAGUAUUUCUAUAAAACUAAUUUUGUUAACUGUGUUCUUCAGCAAUUGGAGCUAGGAAGAUUUAGCUUCAUGAUAAUAGAAUAGUAGCACUGUUUUUAUGUUUGCAGUUGCUGCACUUAAUACAGCUGUGAAAAUUUUUGAGUUAUGAUCAUUUUGUUUUUGUUCAUUAACAACUAAAUCUGAGGGCUAAACUGGGAAGUGGAUGUGAGUGGGCAAUCCCAUUUCCACAUGCUCAGAUCCUGUUAGAUAGCUUUAUGUUUAGCAUGAAAAUUUGAAGGGCAAAAAAAAAAAGGUUUAUACUGAGAUAUGGUGGAUUUUGUGUCAAUGAGCUGGUGAGUUCAGGCUUUCAUCUCAACUUUAAAGAAACUAGGCAAGGGGUUGAAACAUACCUCGCCCUGGACUUCUUAGUGAAACUCAGAGCACAUUAAUCUCCCCACUGAAAGGGAAACCCUUAGUGCAGUGGUUUUCAACUUGUGGGUCUCCAGAAAUCCCAGCUGUGAUUUUUUUCUGAGCAAUGCCAAUGUUUCUUAUAGCUUAGACAGUUGUACAAAAUUACUGAUGCUUUUCAUGUGCUACAUGCAUAAAUAUCUGAUACAGUGGCCUUUUAGCGUGGCUGCAACUCUUCUCCUUUCUAGCCCUUAACAUGAUGCAGUUGGACACUUUUGUGGCUGGAAAGAAUACAGUGCUGUUUUAAACUAUUCCACUGAAGUGUGAUUUUUGUUAACAUCUCAAAAGGAUUGUGGCCUUUUAAAUAUUAAUGCCUUAGACUUGAUAAUGAUGGACAUCUGUGUUGCUAGCAUUCAUAUAUCAUAUUGCCUUACUGGCCAAUAUAACACCAAUAUACCAGUAAUGUGGGAUAAUAGAAGUUUUUAAUGAUGCGGAACAUGCUUCAGGAGGCUUUUGCAGUGAGACAUUGUAGAGUGCCAAUUUAGGAAUGUAUUUGUUUUGGUAUUUUUAAUCCUGCCAUUAGCUUUUAGAAAAUGGAUUUAUACUAGAUUGAGAUCUCAUUGUUACAUUAUUUUUGCACAUAAUGCAUUGGUUUACAACAGGAUCCCCCAAAUUGAUGCCCUUCAGAUCUACCAAACUUCGAUUUUAUGGCAUUGGCCAUGCUGGUGGAGAUGAUGAGAGGAGAAAUCUAAAUUAUCUUCAGCACACCAUGUUUGAAAAGCCUUUUGUAUUCUAUCAACAAACAUAUUUGCUCCCUCUUCUAAAAGACAGCUUUACCAUACAUAAAAAGGACUUAUAAAAGAUGUGGUCAUUACAGAAUUGGAAAUGCUUUUUGUGGCCCCAUAAAUAGGUACCCUCAGCUAUUUUCCAGCAAAUCAGUGAUCAGUGGUUUCAGAACAUAUAGCCUUGUUUCUGUGCAUAAAGAUCUUUAUUUUUAGAGCAAUUAAUGUUAUUAAUUAGCAUGGAAACAGCAUUCCAGUUGUGCAAAGAUUCUUUCAAAAACAGACAUUGUCUGCUCAUGAAAUAAAUUCUAUUAAAUUAUGUGGGUUUUCCAUGUAAUGUUUAUUGGAUUGCAUAGUCUACAGCCAAAGGUAGCUGAUAAUAGAAAUUGUACUCUAUCUUUUGUAAUGCAGUGAUAGUAAUGUUCAAAGAAGUAGCCAUAUCAUCUAAAAAAAAAGGGGGGGGUGGCAGAAUUUUUAAAAAUUGUGUUUAUUUUCAUGUCUAUAAAACAUGAAUGAGCAAACUUUGGCACUCCAGGUGUUUUGGACUUCAACUCCCACAAUUCCUAGGUAGUCUAAAGAUGCUAUCACAUUCUUUUUCUCUCUCUUCCUCCUUUUUGUAAUGUCAUGAGUUGCCCAGUGUAAGGUAGUUCAUCACAAACCACAUAACCAUAUUAAGGCAGGAACAGAGAUUGCAUAAUUGUCUCCCAUGAGAUACAUCAAAUUGAAAUUCUCCAUUUUUGUGUACAAAGUAUUCCAUAUCACUGGAAAGAAGUAAGGGAAUUUUUGCCUCUAUCGGGCUCCAAGUUAAAUAGACAGACCUCUUAGUUGAAAUGGAGGAAAGGCUAUCACAGAUCUGUAGCAACGUUGCCCAAACUUUUGUCUCCCAAAUAAGUUUGGACUUCAACUCCCAGAAUUCCUGAAUGUUGGCCAGGUUGGCUGGGGCUUCUAGGAGUUGUAGUCCAAAACAGCUGGAGUAUCAAAGUUUGGGAAACACUGACUCAUAGCACAUAUUUAUACUAUUUGUCUUAGGAGUAGUGCUUAUGGUUAAGUAGGAGCUAGUGUUGACAGAGCCUUAAUCCUGAAACAACUCUGGAAUCUGACUAGCUGAUGUAACAAGUCUUUCUGAAAUUACUAUGUUGCAAAUAAUAAAAGUUUUAAGACUUUAUUUAAAAA